AUGAGCGACGUUGGCAUGGAAAAUCGUUCACGAGGUGUUGAAUUGGUGAGAGAUGAAUUGGGGAGGUAUCUUUUACAGUAUUUGUUAUUCUGCCAAGGUAUCUGUAACGAGUCAUUUAUGUUGCUUGCCUUAAUGAGAUUGCAUUUGACUGAUGGCAGUUCAUCGGAUGAUUUCUAUAGAUUGAAUAUGGUCGAAUUGAACGCAGAGUUGGAUGCGAUCAUUGACCUGGUGAAUGUCAAGCUAGAUAAAUUAAAAUUCAAAAUCUGCAAAGUGAGCCAUCCACUGGGUAAAGAUGAAGUGUCGAGCUACACGAAAGACGAUAUCGAGAAAUUGCUGCUUGCAAUCAAUGAUGAUUCGGACGAAGACACUCUGUCGAAGGAUGUCAUACUGGAGUUUGCUAGCCAGGUACAGGCGAGUAACAAGUAUUACGUAUAUGUGAAUCUAGAAUCGGACAAAGAGACAGAACUGGCGACUACGUAUACUGUGAAAGAAAUCGAAUGCAUGAAGAGGUUGAUCAAGAUGAUGGUGAACAACUCCACACGACCACGGGAGGUGGACACCACAGUGCGUGCGAACCCUGUAUUCAAAGAGAUAAAGAAUAUGUUGUCGAGAUACGAGCGGGAUAGAGGAGGCGACACAGAGGAGGAAGUCAAUGUUCCGAUGUGGACUUCGUAUAUUAGUUACCAAAUCGGUUCCACCGAGGCUGCCAGCAACAUGGUGAUGACCUCCACUGAGACUCAGGUGUUUCUGAAUACUUUAUGCGCCGACAAAUGGUUUUAUAGGACUCGUAAUGGUCGCUAUGGACUUGAUCUGAAAGGUGCAUUUGAAUUACAAGAAUACCUCAGGGAUACAUAUGAGUUACAGCUGUGCUCCGUUUGCAAGCAAAUAGUGCUGCAAGGGAUAUUGUGCAAUGACAACACUUCCUUGGCGCCAGACAAGCCGACGACUGCUAAAUGCAAUUCUUGGCAUAUCGAUUGCUUUCACCAUUACAUAACACAUAUAAGCCAGCAAUGCGAAACUUGUGGGAACAACCUCCUAGAAAAUUUAACGUACAUAUUAUAG
This is a messenger RNA of Tetrapisispora phaffii CBS 4417, 1062 nucleotides long. It is a transcript of the gene NSE1, whose product is annotated as Smc5-Smc6 complex subunit NSE1. NCBI's taxonomy places the organism in Eukaryota, Fungi, Ascomycota, Saccharomycetes, Saccharomycetales, Saccharomycetaceae. The transcript has a single exon. Gene Ontology annotation, cellular component: Smc5-Smc6 complex; nucleus. Gene Ontology annotation, biological process: DNA damage tolerance; double-strand break repair via homologous recombination. The record is from RefSeq and is a predicted model, not a curated record. The coding region runs from base 1 to 1062 and encodes 353 amino acids. Gene Ontology annotation, molecular function: ubiquitin-protein transferase activity.